AGGCGAUGAGUUGAAGUUUUGGUAACUAACCUCAAUCUUAGUUUUCUAUUACAAAGCGUUUCUUGUUUAUAGCAGAAAAUCGGGUAGAAAUGGAAUGUUUAAUUGGAAUUAAGUUCGACGACUAUGUCCUCAUAGCCGCCGACAGAACCAACUCUCACAGCAUUAUCGUCAUGAAAACAGAUGAGAACAAGUUGUACAAGCUGAGCAACAAGCUCGUCAUGGCAGUUUCCGGCGAGUCGGGCGACACUACUCAGUUUGCUGAGUACAUAGCCAAAAAUAUACAACUUUACAAGAUGAGGAACAUCUACGAAAUGAGUCCAACUGAGGCUGCCAACUUCACUCGCAGAAACCUCGCAGACUUCUUACGCAGCAGGGCAACGUAUCAUGUAAACCUGUUGAUGGCUGGAUAUGAUGACCGUAACGGACCAGAAUUGUUUUACAUGGAUUACUUGGCGUCAAUGGUUAGUGUGCCUUAUGCUGCCCACGGUUAUGGAGGUUUCUUUUCGCUUUCCAUUAUGGAUCGCCACUACCUCCCAACUUUACCCCUAGAUGAAGGUUAUGAAGUUUUGAAGAAAUGCGUACGUGAAGUGCAGAAGCGACUGGCGAUUAGCUUGCCCAAUUUUAAAGUUCAGGUUAUUGACAAAAACGGAAUCAGGGAUAUGCCAGACAUUACUGUUGAAAGUCUUGCUACAAGUUAAUUUAAUUGUAUUCUUUUCUAUUAAAAUAUAAACAUUUAAUAAAAAAAUAAAAAAGAA
Molecule: messenger RNA, 755 nt
Organism: Aethina tumida (small hive beetle)
Lineage: Eukaryota; Metazoa; Arthropoda; Insecta; Coleoptera; Nitidulidae
Gene: Prosbeta4
Product: proteasome subunit beta type-2
Exons: 3
Coding region: 90-698 (202 amino acids)
Biological process (GO): proteasomal protein catabolic process
Cellular component (GO): proteasome core complex
Source: RefSeq, a predicted model, not a curated record